This is a messenger RNA of Rhagoletis zephyria (snowberry fruit fly), 1185 nucleotides long. RefSeq names its product SAGA-associated factor 29 (gene Sgf29). NCBI's taxonomy places the organism in Eukaryota, Metazoa, Arthropoda, Insecta, Diptera, Tephritidae. Gene Ontology annotation, cellular component: SAGA complex. The record is from RefSeq and is a predicted model, not a curated record.
UUUAGAUGUUUUGUUUUGAUUCGUUUUUAUGUCCGCUAUUCUGGAUAGGUGAAAAUUAAUUUUCCACUUUUUAAGUAGCUUUAAAUAAAAACGGAUAAUAAAUUUUUGCUAUUCAACUAACCCAAAAAAACAGAGAACCUCAAUAAACUUGACAUUAAAUUUAUCCCAUUAAAAGAAUAGGAGCACAGAAACCAUAAGAUGCCUCUUACAGCAGAAAAUGCAGCUUUGCAAAUUCAGGACCGAUUGAAAGAAUUGCAACGGCUCAUUCAUCAAAUUGAUGAUGACCGCAGGCGCUCUGAAGCAAACUUGAAUAGCACACUCCGCGCACAGCAAUCCAAUUUCCCACCUCAAAAAUUAAAAACGCUGUACAAGACAGGUCUUCAAGAUGCUUCUCACGAAGAGGCUACUAUACGAGGAGCAUUGGAAAAAAUACAGGAAAUUCGUAAUAUUCGAAACGAACGGCGUGUUGCGGCUCGAAAUGCUGGCAAUAAAGAAGCAAUACGUCGUGGCGCUCUGAUGAAAAUGGUUCAAAUCUCUGCGCAAACAUUGCCGCUUUUUGUGAGUAAACCUGGUGAAAAGGUUCCGCCAUUAUGUGGCGCUACUCCAGCCGAAAGCAAUUAUAUCGCAAAAGUUGGCGACAACGUCGCGGCUUUAGUAAAAGGCGUAGAAGAUGACGAAAAUUGGAUUCUGGCAGAGGUGGUGCAAUUCUUGCAUCGUCAAAACAAAUACGACGUUAUAGAUAUUGACGAAGAACAAAAGGACCGGCAUGUGCUGAGCAAGCGAAAAAUCAUUCCACUGCCAUUGAUGCGAGCUAAUCCUGAAACGGAUGGUCACGCUUUAUUUCCAAAGGACACAGUUGUGAUGGCGCUUUAUCCACAAACUACUUGUUUUUACAAAGCAAUAAUUCAUCGUUUGCCUCAGACUGCAACAGAGGACUACUUGGUGUUAUUUGAGGAUUCGUCUUGUACAAACGGUUAUGCUGAUCCAUUACCAGUGGCACAGCGGUAUGUUAUUGCAUACAAACCAACCAAAAAAAGUGGUGGUGCUGGAAGUGGCAGCGUUUCUUCAGCUUAAUUGAAAACUCCAAGAAUCAAUGGUCUCCAUCAUCACUUUCUUCAUUUUCAGUAUUAUCUUGUUCCAUGCCUUCGUCUUCUACCUCAUCGCCUUGGCCACUGUCAGUUUUGU